Vanderwaltozyma polyspora DSM 70294 is the source of this 693-nucleotide messenger RNA. RefSeq names its product phosphoglycerate mutase. Gene Ontology annotation, molecular function: fructose-2,6-bisphosphate 2-phosphatase activity. The coding region runs from base 1 to 693 and encodes 230 amino acids. Lineage: Eukaryota; Fungi; Ascomycota; Saccharomycetes; Saccharomycetales; Saccharomycetaceae. Gene Ontology annotation, biological process: negative regulation of glycolytic process; fructose 1,6-bisphosphate metabolic process; fructose 2,6-bisphosphate metabolic process. The transcript has a single exon. Gene Ontology annotation, cellular component: cytosol. The record is from RefSeq and is a predicted model, not a curated record.
AUGACGAACAGUUUGCCAGGAUAUACGUCUAAUGACGAUAGUAAUGUGUUAAGGAUAUUUAUCAUUAGACAUGGACAAACAGAUCACAAUGUGCAGAAGAUAUUACAAGGCCAUAAGGAUACAGAUUUGAAUCAGACAGGUAUUGAUCAAUCUGCUAAGUUGGGUAGUUUUUUGAAGGAGAAUAAUACAGUUUUUGAUAAAGUUAUUAGCAGUGAUUUGAAGAGAUGUAGACAAACCAUUGAGAAUGUGCUGCAACAUUCAGGACAAGAAGAUAUCUCAGUUGAGUACUACCCAGAGCUAAGAGAGAGGCAUAUGGGGGUUAUUGAGGGGAUGUAUUUAAAAGAUGCGGAGGUCUAUGCUGAUAAGCAUGGAAAGGGAUCCUUUAGAGAUUUUGGUGAGCCUGCAGAUGAAUUUUUAGAGAGGUUGACAGGACAGAUCAAAGAGAGUGCUCAUCAUGGAUCCCUUCAAGGCAAGAAAAAUAUGGCAUUGAUCAGUCAUGGUGGUUCAAUCAGAACUAUAUUGAAAUGGUUAAAAUAUGAGGAACAAAAUGCACACAAGAUCAUUGUAUUCAAUACAUCAGUUACUGUCAUUGAUUAUAUAAAAGAUAGCAAUCAGUUUAUUGUGAAAAGUGUUGGUAAUACCCGUCAUUUGGGUGAUGGAGAAUUUGUCGUUAGUGAUUUAAGACUACGUUAA